This is a messenger RNA of Fusarium fujikuroi IMI 58289, 549 nucleotides long. RefSeq lists its product as uncharacterized. The transcript has 4 exons. The coding region runs from base 1 to 549 and encodes 182 amino acids. NCBI's taxonomy places the organism in Eukaryota, Fungi, Ascomycota, Sordariomycetes, Hypocreales, Nectriaceae. The record is from RefSeq and is a predicted model, not a curated record.
AUGUGGCACCACGUAACUCGAGCACAACACAUGAAUCGUGUUUUGUUCAAACCGGACCCGAAUUUCCUUAGCAACAGCGAAUUAUUGAGCCUUGCCCACUUCGGUCCAAGCAAGGAUUGCCUCGAUAAGCUCGAUAAAAUGGACGCGGACAAGUUCAGCGAAUGUUUCCAUCGCGACUGGGCGUUUAACAGGUUCAUGUACUGUGUUGUGAGGGUCCGAUCUGGUACCCCAGACAUGAUGGCGUACUGGCUCAUGAAGAAUUGGGCUGCAGAAGUACGUGAGGAGGUCUACGGUGAACCGAAGACAGAUAUAAUGGAUCUCACCACCGAGGACAUGCGCGAGCUCUCGACCGGGAAUGUGACCGGUACCAUCCUUGCUAAACUCGAAGUCAUGAACAAUGGAGACUUCUCUGUAUACAUGACGGACAAAAACUUCAACAAGUUUGUAAAUGAGGUCGUGGGACUAAGACCGGGGUUCCCUCCUCAUCUCAGAAUGGACGUAGUCAAGUUGCGGGUCAGACUAAUCGCUGAUGGAACUCUGACGGUCUAA